Messenger RNA from Pieris napi, 1399 nucleotides. RefSeq names its product shematrin-like protein 2. The transcript is spliced from 5 exons. The coding region runs from base 95 to 928 and encodes 277 amino acids. Lineage: Eukaryota; Metazoa; Arthropoda; Insecta; Lepidoptera; Pieridae. The record is from RefSeq and is a predicted model, not a curated record.
GCCUAACUCCCUGUUAAGUGGGGUGUAUUCUUAUAAAAGCAAAAGGCUCCUUCAGUGGGUAUCAGUGCAACAUUAAGUGUUCAGUGUUACAGUCAUGAAGUUUUAUAUUGCAGUCCUCGCCCUCACCGCUUCGGUUCUAGCUAGCGAGCCAGAACCAAGCAAAGUGGUUCAAAAGAGAAGUGGCCUCGUCGGACAUUAUGGCGGACUUGGGCAUGGCUAUGGUGGAUACUCAUCGGGUAUCGGAAUAGGCAGUGGAUACGGUUUGGGCAGUUACGCAAGCGGCAUCGGAGGAUAUUCUAGCGGUAUUGGCGGAUAUUCUAGCGGUAUUGGCGGAUUUGGAAGCGGCAUCGGUGGAUAUGGAAGCGGAAUUGGAAUUGGCGGGGCCAUAGUAGGCGCUAACGUACACACAACUGUUACUAAACAUGUUGGUGUACCAGUUCCCGCUCCAUACCCUGUGGCUGUUGAUAGACCUGUAGCUGUGCCUGUUAAGGUUGCCGUGCCUGUACCAGUGGACCGUCCCUACCCGGUUGCCGUUCCCAGACCUUACCCAGUGACUGUGGAGAAGCACGUUCCAGUACCAGUAGACAGGCCAGUACCAGUGCCCGUUCCUCAUGCUGUACCCUACCCAGUUGUGAAACAGGUUGGUGUACCAGUACCAGCUCCUUACCCCGUACCAGUAGCUAAGCCAGUGGCUGUUCCUGUACCCCAUCCAGUUGCGGUUCCAGUGUCUUCUGGCAUCAUCUCCUCAGGAAUCGGCUUAGGAUACUCUGGCGGCUACGGAGGUGGUUACGGAGGUGGUUACGGCGGUGGUUACGGAAGUGGUUACGGAAGUGGUUACGGAAGUGGUUACGGAGGUUCAUACGGAGGUGGAUAUGGCAGUUCGUACGGAGGUGGAUACGGAGGUAGCUAUGGCCACAAGAUCUGGUAAAUGGUCGAACCUGGUUAUUGGAAGAAAAUCGAAAAAUAAUUUCAAAGCAAAUAUUUAAACUUCAAAGCUAUAUUUCGGAUCUAAACGUUGAAAAUAAUUUUUAGUUUACUUGACUGAUCCAAUAACCAGAAAGGUGGUGUUAGAGGCUAUAGUCACUUUGUGAUCUAGGUUAUAUGGGAGAGGGCGUGCAAUGUAAACAAAAUAAAUAUAUAUUAAUAUUUUAAAAGUUCUACGAUAGUUUGAGAAAUCUUCAGAACUUUAGCUUUCCUGCCAAUAUCUGUUUUAUCUGUUUGUAUUCUGUGUAAAUGUUUUUGUUCGUUUUGAUAUAUAUACUGCGAUCUCUAUAUGGGGGCAAAUUAUGUACCUGGUAUUGUAUAUAGUAUCUUUAAUUAGAUUUAAGUUCAUUUACGAGUUUAUAUCGACCGCAGUCGACUAAAUACUAUUACGAUUUUUAAUAAACUUUUCGAAUUA